Messenger RNA from Fusarium sp. VM40, 3900 nucleotides. Lineage: Eukaryota; Fungi; Ascomycota; Sordariomycetes; Hypocreales; Nectriaceae. The record is from the annotation of a GenBank genome assembly.
AUGGCUCCAAGUAUCAACGAGAAGGAGAACGAAAAGGUUGUUGGAGGCAGUGACAUCACCUCAACUCCUGAAGAUGUCGUCGUCAACACUGAAAGUGGUGAUGGUGAUGCUGCCACCCCAGCCGAAGAAGGAGAAAUUGAGGGCUCUUGGAGUGACUACAAACGAAUCCUUACAUAUGCUGGCCCUACGGAAUAUCUGAUGCAAGGUAUUGCACUUAUUGCUGCCAUCGGUUCAGGUGCCGGCAUCGCUCUCCAAAACCUCAUCUUCGGACAGUUCAUUACCACCAUCACCGACUUUACCUCUGGCGAAUCCAAGCCCAGCAAGUUCCGCCAAGAUGUUGCCGACCUAGCUCUAUACUUUGUUUAUCUCGGCAUUGGUCGAUUCGUUCUCUCCUACAUCUGGAACGUCUUUCUCACUUACUCCUCAUAUCGUAUUGUACGCAACAUUCGAAAGGAGUUUCUUCGUGCUGCUCUUCGACAGGAAGUUGCCUACUAUGACUUUGGCAGCGGCGGUUCCAUCGCUACUCAGGCUACUUCAAACGGUCGCUUGAUCCAGACUGGUAUCGCCGAAAAGUUGGGUCUUUUCUUCCAAGGUGUUGCAGCCUUCCUCACUGCCUUCAUUGUUUCCUUCGUCGUUCAAUGGAAACUCACUCUCAUCUGCUUGUGCAUUGCACCAGCAACUAUCAUUGUCAUGACCGUGGUUGCCACAAUGGAAGCUGUCCACGAGGUUAAGAUUCUAGAGAUCCACGGUCAAGCCAACUCGCUUGCUGAGGGCAUCCUUGCCAGCGUCCGAACAGUCCACGCGUUUGAGAUGCGGGCCAGACUCGUCGACAAGUUCGAUAAGCACCUCGAGGAGGCCCAUACAGUUGGGAAAAAGAUCUCUAUUCUCUUUGGUCUUAUGUUCUCUGCCGAUUACACGAUUAUUUACCUCGGUUUCGGUCUUGCUUUCUGGCAAGGUGUCCGUAUGCUGUCGACUGGAGAAAUUACCGACUCGGGUGUCAUCUUCACUGUCCUUCUGUCGGUUGUAAUUGCAGCCGUUCAACUGACCCAGCUGACCCCCUACACGAUCGACUUCAGUCGUGCCAUGUCUGGUGCAGCUCAGCUCUUCACUCUCAUUGAUCGAGAAUCAGCCAUCGACCCUCUUUCCAAGGACGGCGAGACUCCUUCUGAGACUAUCGGUCAUGUCGAGCUGGAGAACAUCUCCUUUGCUUAUCCUACCAGACCUGGUAUUGCCGUCUUGGAGAACUUCUCUUUGAAUGUUCCAGCAGGAAAGGUCACCGCUCUGGUAGGUCAGUCGGGAUCCGGAAAGAGUACUAUUGUCGGCCUUAUCGAGCGUUGGUACAACCCCAAGUCUGGCACCAUAAAGCUUGAUGGCCGUCCUAUUGAUCAACUUAACCUCAACUGGCUGCGCCGAAAUGUCCGUCUUGUCCAGCAAGAGCCCGUUCUCUUCGAGGGGUCUGUUUUCGACAACAUCAAGCACGGUCUAAUCGGAACCGAGUGGGAAAACGUCUCCGCCGAGCAGCAGAUGGAACGUAUCCAGGAGGCUGCCAAGAUGGCCUUUGCCCACGAUUUUAUCAAGGAACUUCCUGAUGGUUACCAUACAGAAAUUGGGCAGCGAGGUGGACUUCUAUCUGGUGGUCAGAAACAACGUGUCGCUAUCGCCCGCAGCGUCGUAUCGCAGCCCAAGGUUCUUCUUCUCGAUGAAGCUACAAGUGCUCUUGAUCCCCACGCGGAGAGCGUCGUCCAGAAAGCACUCGACAAGGCAUCCGAAGGCCGUACCACCAUUGUCAUUGCUCACAAGCUCGCUACCAUCCGCAAGGCUGAUAACAUCGUUGUCAUGUCUAAGGGCUCCAUCAUCGAACAAGGCUCGCAUGAAUCUUUGAUCGCUGCAGACGGCGCUUAUGCACAGCUCGUCAAGAUCCAGAACCUUUCAGUUGACGACAACUCUGUCAAUGCGUCCACCGAAGAGGAGGAGGAAGAGGUCGCCCCUGAGGGAGACAAGAAAGAACUCGGUCUUGCGAAAACAGUAACUCAAUACGAGCCCCAUGUUCAAGAGCGUCUCGAGGCUUGCAUGGAGCUUGGCAACUACGACAACCACAAGCAGCUGGGUAUCUUUUAUGUCAUCUACCGACUCAUCCGAGAGAGCCCCGAGGUGGCUUGGUCAUACUUCUUUGUUCUUGCCGGUUGUUUGGGAGCUGUCGCAGCAUUCCCUGGACAGGCUAUUCUGCUUGCUCAUGUCGUGGAGGUCUUUACUCUGACUGGCGAUCGGAUGAGAGACCGCGGAAACUUUUAUGCCAGCAUGUUUAUUGUCCUCGCCGCUGGUCUUCUCGUCUCGUACUUUGCUCUUGGCUAUGCCACUAACACGGUUGCUCAGUACCUUAGCCACAAGCUUCGCAAGCAGAGUCUCCAGCACAUGCUCCGCCAAGACCUUCAGUUCUUCGACCGCAAGGAGAAUAGCACUGGAGCUCUUGCUAGUCGAAUCGACUCCAACCCUCAGUCCAUCUUGGAACUCAUGGGCUUCAAUGUUGCGCUUAUCCUGAUUGCCAUUCUUAACUUGCUCGCAUGCAGUUUGCUGGCUAUUAUCCACAGCUGGAAGCUGGGUUUGGUGGUUGUUUGUGCUGGUCUUCCCCCCUUGGUCAGCUCAGGUUACUUCAAGAUUCGUCUUGAUGCCAAGUUGGAUCGGGAUACUUCGAAACGAUACUCCACCAGCGCUUCCAUUGCCUCUGAGGCCAUCACUGCCAUCCGAACUGUCUCGUCACUGGCUAUUGAAGAAUCAGUGCUGAACAAAUACGUCGAUGAAUUGAAUCACGCUGUCGGUGGAUCGAAGAACGAUCUUUUCCGAAUCAUGAUAUUCUUUGCUCUGACUCAAUCAAUUGAGUAUUGGUUCCAGGCUCUCGGCUUCUGGUAUGGCUGCCGGCUUCUAUCGUAUGGCGAUAUCUCGAUGUACAACUUCUUCGUGGCCUUCUUGGGUGUCUUUUACUCGGGCCAGGCCUCUGCUCAGCUCUUCCAGUUCUCAACUAGUAUCACCAAGGGAGUCAACGCUGCCAACUAUAUAUUCUGGCUCGCCCAACUCCAACCAAACGUCCAAGAGACACCCGAAAACCGCGAUAAUGGACCCAAGUCAGGAGGGCCGGUCGUUCUAAACGAUGUCCGCUUUUCGUACCCUCUUCGACCUCAUGCUCCCGUCCUCCGCGGUAUCGAUCUAGAUGUCAAGCCUGGCCAGUUUGUGGCCUUGGUGGGCGCUUCUGGAUGUGGAAAAUCGACAAUGGUCGCCAUGCUUGAACGAUUCUAUGAUCCGUCCAGUGGCACUAUUAGCAUCGAUAACUCAACACUUCCUUCACUCAAUCCUCGCCUCUACCGUCGCAUUAUCGGCCUUGUGCAACAGGAGCCAACUUUGUUUCAAGGCACAAUACGCGAAAAUAUUGCCCUCGGUAUCGACGAUCCUGAGACUGAGAAGAAGGAUCCAACCACUUCGGUUCCUGACAAGCGGAUUGAGGCAGCUCUUCGCGCAGCUAAUGCAUGGGAUUUUGUCUCAUCUUUGCCUGAAGGUCUCGAUACACAGGCUGGCUCGAACGGCGCGCAAUUGUCGGGAGGUCAAAGGCAGCGAAUUGCCAUUGCCCGAGCCCUCAUUCGCAACCCCAAGGUUCUUCUGCUUGACGAGGCUACCAGUGCUCUUGAUACCGAGAGUGAGAAGAUUGUGCAGAGUGCUCUAGCGGAAGCGGCGAAGGAAGGCGACCGUAUCACAAUUGCUGUUGCUCAUCGGUUGAGUACAAUUAAAGAUGCUGAUAAGAUUUGCGUUUUCAUGGGUGGUAAGAUCAUGGAGGCUGGAACGCAUCAGGAGCUGCUUGCGCAAGGUGGAUUGUAUCGCAAAAUGUGUGAAGCGCAGGCUCUGGACAGUUAA